Messenger RNA from Limanda limanda (common dab), 2323 nucleotides. It is a transcript of the gene api5, whose product is annotated as apoptosis inhibitor 5. Lineage: Eukaryota; Metazoa; Chordata; Actinopteri; Pleuronectiformes; Pleuronectidae. The transcript has 14 exons. Gene Ontology annotation, biological process: negative regulation of apoptotic process. The coding region runs from base 209 to 1789 and encodes 526 amino acids. The record is from RefSeq and is a predicted model, not a curated record. Gene Ontology annotation, molecular function: RNA binding. Gene Ontology annotation, cellular component: nucleus.
AGCUGGAGAGCAUUGUCAGAGCAGCGACGGAGGACGGAGUCCAUUCACAAUCUUCUACCGACCUCACAGCCCGUCCCCUCUCCGGAGAACACGUGCCCUCGGUAAAACGCCGUCGGGUGUGUUGCAGUCGCCCGGAAGCGGAGAGAAAGUGACCCGCGGUUUGCUUGGCGGUCUGAUCUGUGAGAGGCAGCCCCCCGGACGCACGCUGAUGGCGGUCACCAUUGAGGAUCUCUACCGGAGCUACGGGGUCCUGGCCGAUGCUAAGGACAACCUCAGUCAGCACAAAGAUGCUUACCAAGUAAUCGUGGAUGGUGUAAAGGGCGGCCCAAAGGAGAAACGCCUGGCAGCACAGUUUAUUCCCAAGUUCUUCAGCAGCUUUCCGGAACUCGCUGAUGCAGCCAUAAAUGCUCAGCUUGAUCUUUGUGAGGAUGAAGAUGUCUCGAUUCGACGACAGGCCAUCAAGGAGCUCCCACGGUUUGCAACUGGCGAGAACAUCCUCAGAGUUGCAGAUAUUCUCACCCAGCUCCUUCAGACAGAUGACACAGCCGAAUUCAACCAAGUGAAUGUAGCACUUGUGUCUAUCUUCAAGGUAGAUGCUAAGGGUACUCUCGGAGGCCUCUUCUCACAGAUCCUUCAGGGAGAGGACAUAGUGCGGGAAAGGGCAAUCAAGUUUCUGUCAGCCAAACUGAAGACCCUGACAGAGGAAGUCAUGACAAAGGAGGUGGAGGAUUACGUCUUUGCAGAAACAAAGAAGGUGUUGGAGGAUGUGACAGGAGAGGAGUUUGUGCUGCUGAUGCGUGUGGUGUCCGGCCUUCGGGUGCUGCAGACGGUGCACGGCCGGCAGCAGCUGGUGGAGUUGGUGGUAGAGCAGGCUUUCCUCGAGCAGGCUCUCAACCCGACCGACCCUGAUACUGUUGACCGCCUGCUGCAGUGCACACGCCAGGCCCUGCCCCUGUUCUCCAAAAAUGUCCAUUCCACACGCUUUGUAACCUACUUCUGUGAACACGUGCUGCCCAACCUCAGCUCCCUGACGAGUCCUGUGGCUGAGCUGGACAUUCAGUUGGAGGUACUGAAGCUGCUCGCUGAGAUGAGUCCGUUUUGCGGAGACAUGGAAAAGCUGGAGGCCAACCUCAACAUGCUGUUUACCAAGCUGCUGGAGUUCAUGCCUAUGCCACCAGAAGAAGUGGAGAAUGGAGACAACUCGACAAGCGAGGAACCCAAACUGCAGUUCAGCUACGUUGAGUGCCUCCUCUUUGGCUUCCACCAGCUUGGCAAGAAGCUGCCAGACUUCCUCCUCGACAAAGUUGAUGCGGAGCGUCUCAAAGACUUCAAGAUCAGAUUACAGUACUUUGCCAGAGGCCUGCAGGUUUACAUCAGGCAGUUACGAGUCGCACUGCAGGGCAAGACAGGAGAUGCUCUAAAGACAGACGAGAACAAAAUCAAAGUGGUGGCCCUGAAGAUCACAAACAACAUCAAUAUCCUCAUCAAGGAUCUCUUCCACAACCCUCCAUCGUACAAGAGCACAGUCACUCUAUCCUGGAAACCUGUCCAGAAGGCGGAGGCAGUAGCACCGAAGCGUCCGUCAGCUGAGGAGAUGGGGUCUGGAGGCAGCGAAAAAAAGCAGAUCUCUCCUCUGCCCCGGAGGGAUGCUCGGCAAAUCUACAACCCCCCCAGCGGCAAGUACAGCGCCUCCAUUGGCAAUUUUAGCAAUGAGCGAGGCGGCUUCAGGGGCGGACGAGGACGAGGCUUCGGAACCAGAGGCAACAGGAGCCGUGGCCGAACUUACUGAGAUGCACUCACAGAAUUCACAUUGCUCAUUGAACUGCAUCACAUCAGGAUCUUCUCCGCACCAAGAUGGAUUGUGUCACCUAAUCAUCUGUUUUUUAACUGGUCUCCACGUCGGUCACCUUCAAACUCGCAUAUACAAAUAAUUUUCCACAGGGGGGGUUUAGUUUCCGAUUUUCAUAACAUAUAACAGGGUCAGACUUUUCUACCUGUCAUUUCAUGAUUUGUUUCCUGUAUUCCUCUUUACCCAGGCAUUAGUUUAAAUGAACUACAUGGUAUUUUUCCUUCAUUUUUUAAAGACGUGUCUUUUGUGGAACAAAAGACAGCCAUGUUGUAACUGAUACAUAUUUUUGUCAGAUUAUUGUAGGAAAACAUGAAAAUCCUCUUGUUUUGCGACAUGUUGAUGAAUGCAUUUCUUUCUGCCCUUUUAUUUAAUCUUGUUUUUACUUUUUAUUAUUAGAGAAUAAGUUGAAUUGGCUUAUGUUACUUUGUAUGAAUCGAUGAUCUUGUUUCAUUGGAUUUUUAUCAUAAACUUGUA